Molecule: messenger RNA, 1164 nt
Organism: Sinocyclocheilus grahami
Lineage: Eukaryota; Metazoa; Chordata; Actinopteri; Cypriniformes; Cyprinidae
Gene: mettl24
Product: methyltransferase like 24
Exons: 8
Coding region: 253-1164 (303 amino acids)
Source: RefSeq, a predicted model, not a curated record
UGUGUCUAGAGUUACAGAGCUUCAUCUGUCCAGAGGCAUAUGGGUGGAGAGACUCUCAAAUAUGUGCGUGUUCAGAUCUCAGACGCUCACAGCGGCGUGGAGAAGAUGUUUAUCAGCUCUGGACAUUGUACACGAAGCCUUUCAGAGUGUCUGAACGCAUGCAGACAGAGAGAAGAACGACAGAAGUGAACAAAACAAACAUGGAGAGCAGAAGAUCGAGGAGCACAGGGAUGGAGGCAGGCUUCUAGCUGAAUGCACGGACUGAAGGGUGAGAUGAAUCUGCUGCGCAGCUGCAGAAAGAGGACGAGUGCGUGUCGUCUGCUGCUGCGCAUGUGUCUGCUGCUGUGUCUGCUCUGCGUCUGCGCUCACGUCUACAUGCAGCUCGAGGGUCUGCGUCUCCAGAAACAGAGCCAGCAUCACAGGACCGUCGCCACGGCAACAGAUGCUGCAGCUGAUGCUGGAUCCACCUGCUGCUUAGCGCUGAAUCACCACAGACGGGUCUCUAGAUGGAAGAUCUGGCUGGAGCCGUGGGCCGCUGAGACUCGAGGUCUACAGGAGGAAGCGGAUCGGUUCCUCAGAUACAUCUCCACUCCGCAGCUGUCCUGCCAGAGACCCGCGUCUGUGCCGCCCGUCUUUGACGCAGAGCAUCAUGGGUCGUGGCUUCUGUGUUUGGACCGCAGGUUCAGUCUGGCACAGCGCAUCGUGUCCAAACACUGCCGCGUCUAUUCGCUCAGGUCAGAUGAUGCUCUGGAGCGUUUGUUGGCCGGCUCCGGCUGUGAGGUUCACUGUUUUGACCCCAGCAUCAGACGAGCUCAUCUGCAGGAAGAUAACAUGUGGCUCCAUCGCCUCUCUGUGGACUGGAGGGACCCGAACCCCGCCGUCCCCAUCCAGAGACUCCACAGCGGCUCCAAGAAACUCGCUGCCAUCCUCAGCCACUUCGGACACAGACAGGUGGAUGUGCUGAAGGUGGAUCUGGAAAGCGCGGAGUGGAAGAUCCUGGGCUCACUUCCGCCUCUACCACAGCUACAGCGACCCGAGCAAGCCACGCCUCUUCCUGCACAGAAACCUCCGCAACACCAGCAGCUCCUUCACACUGGGCUGGGAAUUCACACAUUUUUUAUGAUAUUUGCUUCUGUAGAAACAGCAGGUGUGCUUUUCCCAUAA